Molecule: messenger RNA, 1665 nt
Organism: Pochonia chlamydosporia 170
Lineage: Eukaryota; Fungi; Ascomycota; Sordariomycetes; Hypocreales; Clavicipitaceae
Product: cytochrome P450
Exons: 7
Coding region: 1-1665 (554 amino acids)
Molecular function (GO): heme binding; oxidoreductase activity, acting on paired donors, with incorporation or reduction of molecular oxygen; iron ion binding
Source: RefSeq, a predicted model, not a curated record
AUGGCUCCCCAACAGACACAGGCCGGGCCAUAUAUUGUCUUGCAUGACUACCUGUCGGACGUCACUUGGGGACAUACACUGCUCGUUGCAUUUGGAAUUUGGCUUGGAUAUGCUAUCGUAAUCGCGUUUCAGAGACUAUGGCUAAGUCCUAUAUCUCAUAUACCAGGACCAAAACUUGCAGCACUAACACAGUACUAUGAAUUCUAUUACGACAUUAUCUUGGGUGGGCAAUACACCUUUAAAAUCAUGGAAAUGCACAAAAAGUAUGGUUCCGUUGUUCGUAUCAGCCCUUGGGAAGUGCAUGUCGGCGAGCACGACUUCCACUCCGAGUUGUUUGGCGGCCCAACACGACCCAGACAGAAGUGGGCGUUCUGGGUAAAGCAAUUUGGGGCUCCUUACAGUGCCCUCGCAACUAUCGAUCAUGAUCACCACAAAUUGCGCCGAUCGGUCCUCAACCCAUUCUUCUCUGCUCAGAGUGUUCGUAGUCUACAACCAGUCAUUGAAGAGCGAGUUGACAGGCUCCUCAAAGCCCUCUCCAAAUACGCGGCUACUCAACACGAGAGGCCCAUCGAUAUCAUGUACCCUUUCUCGGCCUUUACAAAUGACGUCAUAAACGAAUAUGCUUUCGCUCGCAGCGAUCACUUGAUUGAGCAGUCAGAUUUUGGACGCGAGGUGACAGACAACUUACUAAUGGGGACACACAUGGGACCACUCAUAAAGCAUGCCAACUGGGCUCUGACGCUUGUCAAUGGUCUACCCGAAUUCUUUUCGGCUCGAUGCGUUCCAGGCUGGUCGGGGUUUCUGAAAAUGAAAAAUGAUAUUCUCAAUCAAAUAAGGACGAUCCAGUCAACACAGGAUACUAAGGAAUGGCAGCUUGACGUCAGCCACCCUACCAUUUUCCAUGAAUUACUUUCCUCGAAGCAUCUUCCGGAAGGCGAGAAGACGCCUACCAGAUUGGCCCAAGAGGGCCAGAUAUUGGUCCAAGGAGGCACACUCACCACGUCGUGGGCCCUUUCAUUGGCAACCUUCCACUUGCUUCAUCGACCGUCGACACUUAGGGCACUUCGCGACGAACUGUUGGCCAAUAUUCCCGAUGCCGAUGAAGUUACACCACUAGCGAAACUCGAAAGCCUGCCCUACUUGCGAGCCGUUGUCAAAGAAACUUUGCGACACAGUAUUGGCACGAGCGGGAGACUAUCUCGAAUUGCUUUAGAUGAGGCGUUUGUCGUCCAUGACCACGAAAACGGGAAAAAAUGGCACAUUCCCAAGGGGACAGUGGUCAGCAUGAGCCCAUACAAGACCGUAAUGGACGAGAAACUAUUUCCCGACCCUCUGGUAUUUCACCCCGAGCGCUGGCUCAACAGUGGUGAGCGACUCGACAGGUACCUGACCAUUUUCGGAGGCGGAACGCGCAGUUGUUUGGGGCUGGCCCUCGCCCAGGCCGAGUUGUAUCUCACUCUUGCCAAACUUUUCCGUCGAUGGGGAAGCGGUGGCAUUUUCAAAGGGGAUGCCACGGGCGAUAUCCGCCCUGGAGAUGUUGGGGCUCUUAAAAUUUUCGAAACAACUCCUCGAGAUUGUCAAAUGGCAUCAGACUACUUUAUUCCCAUUCCAUACAAGGGCUCGAAAGGCAUUCGUUUUGUUCUAAAUUUACCCUCGGCUGGUUGA